Molecule: messenger RNA, 1513 nt
Organism: Telopea speciosissima
Lineage: Eukaryota; Viridiplantae; Streptophyta; Magnoliopsida; Proteales; Proteaceae
Product: geraniol 8-hydroxylase-like
Exons: 2
Coding region: 16-1512 (498 amino acids)
Molecular function (GO): heme binding; monooxygenase activity; oxidoreductase activity, acting on paired donors, with incorporation or reduction of molecular oxygen
Source: RefSeq, a predicted model, not a curated record
GAGUGAGAGAGUAACAUGGACUUCAUCUUGGUGGUAGGUCUCCUGUUGGUGCUGUGGAGUUUGCGAGCAUGGAUCUCCGGCACGAGGCACAACAGGCUCCCACCAGGCCCCGUCGGUCUUCCCAUCGUUGGGAGCCUCUUCAAAAUCGGUAACAAACCCAACGAAUCUCUCGCCGGACUCGCUAAGACCUAUGGCCCACUCAUGACUCUGAAGCUCGGUUGCUUGACGAACAUUGUUGUUUCCUCUGCCACCAUGGCCAAAGAGGUCCUCCAAACCCACGACCAGGCCUUCGCCGGUCGAAUCAUCAGGGAUGCCACUCGGGUGCUGAACUUCCACCAGAAGUCCAUUAUAUGGCUCCCUCCCUCGUCUCGGUGGCGAAGCCUUCGCAAGCUCUGCAAAGAUCAGAUCUUCACCGCACAGAAACUCGACGCCAGCGAAUCCCUACGGCGCCAGAAGGUGCGGGAGCUCCUCGCUCAUGUUAGCGAAAGUGCCCAGGUUGGUCGAGCCGUUGACAUUGGUCAAGCCACAUUCACCACCACCCUUAACCUGCUAUCGAACACUAUCUUCUCCGUCGACCUGGUCGGUCCAGAUUCCGAGAUCGGGCAAGAGUUCAAAGCGAUGGUGUGGGGAAUGAUGGAAGAGAUAGGAAGGACAAAUCUUUCGGAUUUUUUCCCUAUACUGAUACCAUUAGACCCACAGGGUGUAAGGCGCCGUAUGACGAUUUAUUCAAGAAGACUCCACAAGCUGUUGGACGAAAUGAUCGACCAACGAUUGUACUCCAGAGCUUCACUUCCUUCCCCUCCAACGAGGAAUAAUGAUCUACUAGAUGUCCUGCUCGAUCACUUCCAAGACAGCACUUCGGAGUUCGGCCGUCCUGAUAUCAGAGCGUUGCUUGCGGAGAUAUUUGUAGCAGGGACAGACACGACCUCAACGACAUUAGAGUGGGCGAUGGCGGAACUACUCCAUAAUCCAGACUCGAUGGCGAAAGUUCAGUCGGAGCUCCAAAAAAACGUUGGUGGGGUAAAACAAGUGGAGGAGACUGAUGUCGCUCGGCUCCCUUACUUACAAGGGGUGGUGAAGGAGACCUUGAGGCUGCACCCACCAAUUUCGGUUGUGCCCCGCAAAGCUGAAACUGAAGUGGAGAUCUGUGGGUUCACUAUACCCAAGGAUGCCCAAGUGCUGGUGAACCUAUGGGCUAUUUUUCGAGAUCCCAGUAUAUGGACGAACCCGGUUUCGUUCGUUCCUGAGAGGUUCUUGGGUUCCUCGAGGAUUGAUUUCAUAGGCCGAGACUUCGAGCUCAUACCGUUCGGGGCUGGGAGAAGGAUCUGUCCGGGGAUGCCACUCGCGUUGCGGAUGGUGCACCUGAUGUUGGCUUCACUUCUGCAAUCCUUUGAUUGGAAGAUUGAAGAUGGGAUGAGCCCCAAGGACAUGGACAUGACGGAUAAGUUUGGUGUUACCUUGCAAAAAGCUCUGCCACUUAGAGCGAUACCAAUUGAGGCGAGACGAUCUUGAA